Messenger RNA from Meleagris gallopavo (turkey), 1590 nucleotides. The record is from RefSeq and is a predicted model, not a curated record. Lineage: Eukaryota; Metazoa; Chordata; Aves; Galliformes; Phasianidae.
UAGAAGCACGUCUGCAGUUGCUUCAGACAAUCAUUAUUCAUCUCACUGCCAGCAAUACCUUUGGAUGGCUUUAGCAACAAGCAUUUGAAGUUGUGACCAUCUUUUUUUGAAUUGCUGCCACCGGCAGAACACAAAUCAAAGGUAGGAAACCUUAAUGGACUUUGCAGAAGUAUUAGGAAGACCAUGUUAGGUUAAAUGGAUUACUACUGCUUUUGGGUACAAAGGAUGAAAAAGAACCUUAAAAGCAAAAAAAACUUAAGCUGUCAUAUGCACUACAGAAAGACAUUUUAAGCACAGUUAGAGUGAAUAAAAAAAGAAAAAACCCUGUUUUCUUCCAUCACAGCCCGGGAACAGGAAAUGCUACAGUAAGAGACCUUCAAGCAAACUCACCUGCCACAACACUGUUCAGACAACUGCAAAGCUUAAAGAUGCCGUUUUUUGGCUGGAUGAAAUGGCCAAAAAACGAUUCCUACAAACCCUCAAGGUAUCCUGGAUCAGAACUAGUUACAAAAACCUUGCUGAGGGAAUUGAAAUGGCACCUGAAGGAGCGUGAAAGGUUAGUACAAGAGAUAGAAAACGAGCAAAAAGUCCAGAAAACUGGCAUGGAUUACAACUGGUUGAAGAGCUACCAAAAUCCUCAAGCAACGAUUCCAGCUACUGAGCAGCGGCAGCUCGAAGUUCUGUGCUCCCAAAUCCAACCCUGCCAGACUGGAACUGUUCUCAGCAGAUUUCGUGAAGUUUUGGCAGAGAAUGAUGUUUUGCCUUGGGAAAUAGUCUACAUAUUCAAGCAAGUUUUAAAAGAUUUUCUUACUACCAUUGAGAGAGAAAACCAACAAGAGCAACUGGUAAACGUGUGGAAUACAAAUUGCUCUGAACAUUUCAGCCUGCGUGGAGACAGUUCUAACAGAUCGGAGAAAGAGGAAAUCCCUACAGUUUCAAGUUAUGUCGACAAAAACACACAAAGCAUGUUUCCCACUUUCUCUGAUAGGAUCUGGAAUCUACCAUACUACUACCCAUCAAGUUAAGUUCCUCUGUGUUGCUUUCAAAAGCUUGUAGCUGUCUGCCUUCCUUCACUGUGAUUGCCAUCCAGAAACAUAGCAAUAAGAAAUGUGACGUUCCCUUUUUACCUUAUGAGUUCAGAAACUAAAAUCCUUGAUUACAGCUAGUACGCAUUAUAUAAACUCGUAGUAUGAACUCUCUCCUCUUACCUUGGACAUUCCUUGAAGCUACUGUGUUUGAAGGAACCUUUUAACCAGAAACGUAGAUGCUGCUAAUAAAACAAGCGUUUUAUCUUUGGCAUAUCUGUAGGUAUAGAAUCAUAAACAAGAAAAGACUGCUUUCUGUAUUUUGGAAUAGCACCACUCCACAAACUGUUAGACAACAACUGCUGUAUUUACCACGUAGCUUCUAAGCUCUAUGGGGAAUUUAUACAAUGUAAGAUUUCUUAAGUAUAUUUGAUGUUAUAUUAAAUGGAUAAGUACCUUUCGGAGCUGAAUAUUUAUUUCUCAAUUUCAAGAGUAAGUCCUAAAGCAAAAGCAACAUAAAAUAACAUUUCACUGCAUAAACAGUUUCUUCAUUUGUCUGAACUCU